AUGUCAGAUGUACUUAAAGAGCUAAAAGAGUAUGCUGCACUGGACCGUGAAAAUUGUCUAUUAAAGGACCUGCAAAUUAGAAUAGUUGAAGACUGCCUAACUAUAUCCAACCCAUCUACAAGCACAACCACGUGCCAGAUAUUUUCUCCUGAGGAAUACUAUCAUGUUUUAACAGACGGCGAUGCCGGAAGCACACUUCUUGACCAGCUAGCCUCUUUACUUGCGCGCCCAUAUAUGACAAAGAUUGUUGCACUCCCAGAUGCCCAUGCAGGAAAACAGUUUCCAGUUGGCAUUUCAUGCUCCUUUGACCCAAGCCACCCAGACUGCAAGAUCAUUCCAGAAAUGAUUGGGUUUGACAUAAACUGCGGUGUAAGACUGUGGGCCACAAAUAUAAAAAGAAGUGAAUUUCUUUCGAUUCGUGAGGCUUUUAUGACGCGCGCUUUUGAGUGCAUUGGGAUAAAAGACAGAAUUAUCCCGCUAUCCAAAGAGAUUGACACGGAUAAAAUACUACAGAAUGGCGUGCCGUAUUUAAUCGAGCUGGGAAUAGCAACUGAAAUGGAUGCUCUAUGCACAGAGUCAAAUGGCUGUCUGCCUGUGCAAAACGUAAAGAAGCUGCUGGACCAGAAGACGCGUGCAGCAGCAAGAAAGCAGCUGGGCACCCUGGGAGAUGGCAACCAUUACAUUGAAGUGCAGGUUGUUGGGGACGUGUUUGAUAAAGAAGUGUGUGCACGGCUUGGCCUUGAUCUCGAUACUGUUUGUGUGUCUGUGCAUACAGGCAGCAGAUCAGUAGGCAGCACCGCUGUGACAAGACUUCUAAAUAAGUGCGCAGAGCAACAAGAUGUCUAUAUGCAAACUGGAACUGUGGAGAUCCCUAUAAAUGAUCCCUUGGCAGAAAAAUACUUUGAAACUGUCAAUGCGUGCAGUAACUUUGCUUUCUGCAAUAGAGUAGUGAUAGGAAAAGAAGUAGAAGAUGUAUUCAGAGAGAUAAUCAAGGCUAAUCAGCCAUCUACUGAUGGCCCAAACACUGCGCAGCCAACCUGUGUUCCUGGCAUAGGCCUGCCCCAGGACUUCACCAUGCAAGUAAUAAGCGACUCUGCGCACAACAUUGUACGGCUGGAAGAGAGAAACGGCAAGAAAGUCGUAAGGAUACGAAAGGGAAGCACGCAGAUCGUGCCAUAUGGUGACAAAGAGCGAAAAGAGAUGGGUGCUGCAUCUGGUAAAGAAGAUGCAUCUACAUCUGAGUGCGCACAGCAAGGAAGCGUGCACUGUCCAUAUGUUGUGUCUGUUGGCGGAUCCAUGAGCACAGGCAGCUAUGUCUUGUCAGCUGGGGAAAAGGGCGAAAACGUGGAUUAUGUGACCUGCCACGGCUCUGGCAGACUUGUUCGCCGAAAGGAUGCCAAGCAGGCAGUUACAGAAGAAAGCAUCAAAGAAGAGCUUGCUAACGCGAAUGUCUCAAUGCGUGUCAGGAACAUUAACAAGAUAGGAGAAGAGUCUAGCAGAACAUAUAAGUGUAUAGACAAAGUGGUUGAGUACUGUAAAAAGACCGGACUCUCUAAUAAAGUUUGCAGACUAAUUCCCCUGGGUGGCAUCAAGGGAUAA
Molecule: messenger RNA, 1599 nt
Organism: Nematocida ausubeli
Lineage: Eukaryota; Fungi; Microsporidia
Exons: 1
Coding region: 1-1599 (532 amino acids)
Biological process (GO): RNA processing
Molecular function (GO): RNA ligase (ATP) activity
Source: RefSeq, a predicted model, not a curated record